Aspergillus caelatus is the source of this 1314-nucleotide messenger RNA. RefSeq names its product DUF4396 domain-containing protein. Lineage: Eukaryota; Fungi; Ascomycota; Eurotiomycetes; Eurotiales; Aspergillaceae. Bases 578 to 1237 code for a protein of 219 amino acids. The transcript is spliced from 2 exons. The record is from RefSeq and is a predicted model, not a curated record.
GGGACAAGUCGAGUUUGCUAUUCUGGUCAGCUUCCUCCUGGUGUAAAUUGAUUAGCACCUACGAUACCGGACAGAUAACUAUGUUCAUACUGAGACUGGCGCUAAUUGCAGAACGGAUUAAGGUUCACAACCGAAAAGUCAACUUAGCUCAACUACUCUGUCAAUAUUAACUACGUACUGAUUCAGUAAAUUACAGUGCAUAGCCCACCAAAGACAAUCAAUAUCAUGUUCAGACUCACCAAGCAGUGAAUGUGCGAAUAACAUCAGAACAGCCAGAGCAGCCCUUUCUAACAUUCAAACCUGUACUGAUUGAAAUCAACAUUGUGUAUUUACUGCGAAUUAGCGGAGAUAUUUAGUUUGGAGUAAACUCGUUGAUAGAGUUGUUGGCAGUUGACAAAAAGCCCCUUGGAUAACCUUUCAAAACACGUGUGGAGCCGUUCCCUAAAAAAAAUUCCCGCCGAUGCGCGUUUUUUGCGUUAUUGUCGGGUAGCGGCAACAACAUUUUAGUAAAGCUCGGAACCGUCCUGAUGUUGAAUAUUCCCAUUCCUAAGCUUUUCCAAGUCUAUCUGUAUGUAAAAUGAAUAGAUUAGGAGGUCGGAUGCUUUCAUCGUGGCAGCCAGUCCGGGCGUUCCGGCCGAACUUUCAUUGCCACAAGCUCCUUUCGAGUUUCCCUCCCGCGCAAGCCGGCCAUUCCAGUCAGGACAAGAACAUUGUCGAACCCCAAAAUGGAUACUGUCGCUCAGCAACUGCCUCAGCCACAGCGAGCAAACAGUCGUUAUCAGCGUGGCAAUUAAACUUCUGGAAAUGCCGUCAUACAUGGAAACGCGCAGGGAUCAACACGCUACGCUGCCUAGUCGGCUGUACGCUAGGUGAUUUCUCCGCCCUGUGGAUGCUCCAGACGUUCUACCCAGGGCUCGGGAUGGGUACUAUCAUGGCCGCGUCUAUGGCCUCCGGAAUAAGCACGUCGAUUAUUCUUGAAACGGUCCUCCUCCGGCGUGGAGCGGACCAGCUCUCCUGGCCGAUGGCACUUCGUACUGCGAUGGGGAUGAGUAUGGUAUCGAUGCUUGCAAUGGAAGCGGCAGAGAAUGUUGUCGACUACCACCUUACUGGUGGUGUUGUGGCUCUGGACGACCCGAGUUUCUGGAUGGCAGCUGCUGUCUCGAUGACGGCUGGCUAUCUGGCUCCGUUGCCGUAUAAUUACCUACGGCUGAAGAAAUAUGGGAAGGCCUGUCAUUGAGCAUCCGAUAGGGUCCCGGAGUGAUAGAAGUGCGAUAUAUAUAUCAUGUAUAGCUGCUAUCGAUGAAUCCAUCAUGU